ACAUCAAGAGCUUCUCAAAACAUUACUCAUUCAUUAUCCAUACGUUAUUCAUUCUUACCUUCUAGUCGGGCCGCUAGCAAGUGUGGAUCAUUCUUAUUCCUCUAAUCCCUAGUAUCCGCGGAUCGAAUUAGACUUAGACUCGAAAACGUCAUGCUAGACGGAAAACAAGAGAGAACUUCGUGAGGAGAAAAAAAAAAAGUUGCCCACGCCCCUACAGCAAUGUGCACAGGAACCACUCAUUCCUGCGAUACCAAUGACAGCUGCGUAGCAUUGAUCCCUUGUGUUCAUACACAUCACUCACUCAUUCUCUCGCGAUAUGCUCUUUAGUAUAUAGUAUGAUUGAACUAAUGAGACCACGUCCUCUAUUACCUAGUGCCGAUCUUCCCUAUACAGUUACGAUACAGACAUGGCUAGCUCAGAGAACGAGUCCUUAUUUCUCAAGCUUCCAUUAGAAUUGCGCCUAGAGAUAUAUUGGUAUCUCCUAUGUUCUCCGGACUACAUUAUAAUAUCUUCAAGGCGACGACAACUUCAUUGGUGCCGUCCGCAACUGCCCACGUGGGGACUUCGCCGAACCUCCCACCGAAUGCCACACGUAGAGUUGCUACGCACCUGUAAGCAGGUAAAUUCGGAGGCAACUCCUAUUCUCUACGGGAAAAAUCAAUUCCUCGUGGCCUUGCCCCAUCUGGCACGCUUUUACCCUAGGAACUCCUUCUUAUGGAAUUUGCGGUACUCGACCAUGUCCGAUUUGGCUUCCAUCACGUUCGUUCGUGCCUGUCGCGGUAACUGUCCGGAGUGGUUGAUAGCGUGCGCCACCAACAAGGAGUUCCUAAAUAUCAAGGAAUGGACUACGACAGGACGUCAGCUGGCCAACUUGUGUUUUCCGCACUACAGCGAACCGAAUUUGCUGCCCUUGUCAAAAGCAAUUCGAGAGGCGCAUAUUCACAUUUGCCACAGAAUUUCCGAAGACAAGUCUGCGCAGAUGGAAGGGUACACCUGUUGCAGGCAUAGGGAUGCCAUGGUAAGCAGAACGGGCCGUAACGAAGAACUGGCACCGAUGAGAUUCUAGAUCCUAGGGCUACACUACCUACGCACACGCUGACAUACUUGACAUGAUAAUCGAUAUCUGCUAUUCUGCUAUACUCCAUCGUAAAUAAAGCGCGGGAAAAAAAUAAAUGACACAGAGGAAAUUUCGAUGAUAGCG
Messenger RNA from Daldinia caldariorum, 1201 nucleotides. RefSeq lists its product as uncharacterized. NCBI's taxonomy places the organism in Eukaryota, Fungi, Ascomycota, Sordariomycetes, Xylariales, Hypoxylaceae. The record is from RefSeq and is a predicted model, not a curated record. The transcript has 3 exons. The coding region runs from base 407 to 1066 and encodes 219 amino acids.